AUGUGCAAACACAUUCUCAACGCCCAAGUCGCCAUCCGGUCCCCCUGCUGCCGGAAAUGGUUCGACUGCGCCGAAUGCCACUCCGAACAAGAAACCCACCCCCUCAAGCAAAGCAUGGAAAUGACAUUCGCCUGCAAAAAGUGCAAAAAGGUCUUCCGCAAGGACACAGAGGAGUUCGACGAGAGCGACGAGUACUGCCCGCACUGCGACAACCACUACGUCCUCGAGGCAAAGACACCCAAGGCCGCCCUGACCAUCGAGGGCGAUGACAUUCGGAUGGACAACAGGCUGCUCAAGGACGAGAGGGUCCGGCAGGAAGGUCGGAGGACCAUCUUCGAUCCGACGCCGGAAGCUGACAAGCUUGGCUAA
This is a messenger RNA of Trichoderma harzianum CBS 226.95, 369 nucleotides long. RefSeq lists its product as hypothetical. NCBI's taxonomy places the organism in Eukaryota, Fungi, Ascomycota, Sordariomycetes, Hypocreales, Hypocreaceae. Gene Ontology annotation, biological process: protein import into mitochondrial intermembrane space. Bases 1 to 369 code for a protein of 122 amino acids. Gene Ontology annotation, cellular component: mitochondrial intermembrane space. The transcript is spliced from 3 exons. Gene Ontology annotation, molecular function: zinc ion binding. The record is from RefSeq and is a predicted model, not a curated record.